Molecule: messenger RNA, 291 nt
Organism: Wallemia ichthyophaga EXF-994
Lineage: Eukaryota; Fungi; Basidiomycota; Wallemiomycetes; Wallemiales; Wallemiaceae
Product: 40S ribosomal protein S28
Exons: 4
Coding region: 1-291 (96 amino acids)
Biological process (GO): translation; ribosomal small subunit assembly; maturation of SSU-rRNA
Cellular component (GO): cytosolic small ribosomal subunit; ribosome
Molecular function (GO): structural constituent of ribosome
Source: RefSeq, a predicted model, not a curated record
AUGAGUAUGGAUGUGUCUCGCUCAGAGCCCGAGUGUGGAUGUGCACACGUCGGCGAAUACGAGUGGAUCGAGGAUAUGGACGCACCAGCCGCCAACAAGCAGCCAGUCAAGCUCGCAAAGGUAACCAAGGUCCUUGGUAGAACUGGAUCCCGUGGUGGUAUCACUCAAGUCCGCGUUGAAUUCUUGGACGACACCUCCCGUUCAAUCAUCCGUAACGUCAAGGGUCCUGUCCGUGAAUCUGACAUCCUUGCAUUGCUCGAAUCUGAGAGAGAAGCACGUCGUCUCCGUUAA